CAUCUGUCAUGCAUGUUCCAAUCUAAGUAACCCUCCCUUUUUUCUCUCUGAAUCCCCCCUCAUUCCUAGGGUUUCUUCUCCUAAUUUGCAUCUAAUUCACUUUCAUUCUUCAUUUAAUAAUAAUAAUAAUCAUAAUAAUAUUUACUUUCACUUUUGCUUUGCUUCAGUUUCAAACUUUUGUUUGUUUGUUUGUGAUGGGGAAGAAGGUGACUGUGGGAGCCGCGGUGAUCGGUGGCGCUGCGGUAUGCGCUGCCGCAGCGUUUAUCGUACGCUGCCGUAUGCAGCAAAACUCGAAUCCUGUUUCGAAAUCCGGUGAUAUUGUUAAGGAACUAGAAGAACAUUGUGCGACUCCUGUUUCGAAAUUGAAGCAGAUUGCGGAUGCUAUGACUGUUGAGAUGCAUGCUGGACUUGCUUCUGAAGGUGGUAGCAAAUUGAAGAUGCUUAUCACCUAUGUUGAUAAUCUCCCCACUCGUGAUGAGCAAGGAGUGUAUUAUGCAUUGGAUCUCGGGGGAACCAAUUUUAGGGUUCUACGGGUACAGCUCGCUGGGAAGUCUGGUAUCGAAUAUAAAGAGUUUGCUGAGGUGUCAAUCCCUCCUCAACUGAUGGUUGGAACUCCAGAAGCACUUUUCGACUACAUUGCUGCAGAACUUAACAAAUUUAUUUCGAGUGAAAGUGAAAAGUUUCGUCAUCCUUCCGGCAGACAAAGGGAAUUAGGUUUCACCUUCUCAUUUCCUGUGUUGCAAUUAUCUAUUGAUUCAGGGACUCUUAUUCGGUGGACAAAAGGCUUCUCUAUUCAAGAUAUGGUUGGUAGAGAUGUCGUUGCAGAAUUGACAAAAGCGAUGGACAGGCAAGGUGUUGAUAUGCGCGUUUCUGCACUGGUAAACGAUACAGUUGGAACAUUGGCCGGAGGGAAAUACGAUAACAAAGAUGUUGCUGUAGCAGUAAUAUUGGGUACUGGAAGUAACGCAGCUUAUGUGGAACGCGCUCAAGCAAUACCAAAAUGGCAUGGCCCGCAUCCUAAAUCCGGAGAGAUGGUCAUCAACAUGGAGUGGGGUAACUUCAAAUCAUCACAUCUUCCUUUAACCGAGUAUGAUAACUCACUGGAUGCCGAAAGCUUGAACCCCGGAGAACAGAUAUUUGAAAAAAUGAUUUCUGGCAUGUAUCUGGGAGAACUUCUUCGUAGAGUUCUAUAUCGGAUGGCUAAUGAGGUUGCCCUUUUUGGUGACACGGUUCCCCCUAAACUAAAAACUCACUUCAUAUUGAGGACACCUGAAAUGUCUGCAAUGCAUCAUGACACGUCACCUGAUCUCAACGUUGUAGGGGAAAAAUUGAAAGACAUAUUAGAGAUAUCCAACACAUCUCUCUCCACAAGAAAGACAGUGGUCGAGAUAUGCAAUAUCCUCGCUACACGAGGAGCCCGCCUCGCUGCCGCUGGAAUUUUGGGCAUUCUGAAGAAAACUGGACGAGAUAGCUUUAGAGACGGUGAGCUCCCAAAUACCGUCAUUGCAAUGGACGGAGGAUUAUACGAGCACUAUAGUGAAUACCGAAACUGUCUCGAGAACACUUUGAAUGAAUUGGUUGGCGAAAAACUAGCAAAACACGUUAAACUUAUACUCUCCAAUGAUGGAUCCGGAAUUGGAGCCGCUCUUCUUGCCGCCUGUCAUUCCCAAUACAUCUAGAGUUUAUGGAUAUCGAAGAAUCUGCUCUCGAGUUUAUUCACAUACAAUAUUUUUUGGUCGGAGAUGUUACGUUGUUACUCCGAUUACUGCGGCGCCAGUAUAGUUAUUGGACACUAUUGUUGGAAUUUCCUUAGGCUAGGUGAGAUCUGUUUUGGCAAAUGGUUUUUUAUUUAUCUUGAAGAUGUAUGAGUCCAUUUAGGAAUUGAAAGUGGCAUUUCUUAUGCUACUAAUUUUGUGAUUCUUCCGUUUCGGAGGUCAUUAGUGGUUAAUAAAAACUGAGAAAUUUGAAAUA
Messenger RNA from Helianthus annuus (common sunflower), 1971 nucleotides. RefSeq names its product hexokinase-1. Bases 195 to 1679 code for a protein of 494 amino acids. Gene Ontology annotation, biological process: glycolytic process; glucose 6-phosphate metabolic process; intracellular glucose homeostasis. Gene Ontology annotation, cellular component: mitochondrion; cytosol. The record is from RefSeq and is a predicted model, not a curated record. The transcript has 9 exons. NCBI's taxonomy places the organism in Eukaryota, Viridiplantae, Streptophyta, Magnoliopsida, Asterales, Asteraceae. Gene Ontology annotation, molecular function: glucokinase activity; mannokinase activity; ATP binding.